UCCGUACCGACCUGGUCCUCACCCGCAAGCUGCCUGUCCCGUCGUCCCGUCCAUCUGUUCUCGCUGCACGUUCCAGUGAAAACACAGACACCGGUGUGUACCCUCAAGAGUUCAAGGACCCCGAAGUCGGGCCAAAUGUGAAGACUGGACGUGAGAAGCGCAGGUGAGAUGUCUCGGGCUUGCACGCUGUCGUGUACGCCGCUGACAUUGGCUUCGCUCUCCCGACACCUGGGCAGCGCGCCGCCGGUGCCCAGCGCAUUAUUGCAGGCGCCCUCUCACAUUGCUUCUCCAUCGACCCGCCCGUCGCCCCUGCUGCAAGUGUCGCCCACGCCGAUACAUGCCCAGGCACAGCCCUCGCAGAUGGGCGCUCGCCCGCCAUAUCCUUCCUUCGUCCCCGGCAGCGGGCUGAGACCUCAACGUCGCGCGCCUCCUACACCGGGUGGGCCACUGCGAGUGUAUGUACCCCCGCGGCAAAUUCCCGACGGCAAGACGGGCGGCGUCACUGGACGGCCGAACGGUGCCUCCGCGCUCACGUCUGUGUCGGCGAGUACGUCGAGCGUGCGACUGGAUCCCUCGCAUGGUGGCGAGUCCUCUGCGGGUGUGCCUCCCGCUCCUCAACCGGUGCGAGGAUGGUACGACGGCUACUACAUGCAGCCACACGUCGUCGGCACUCCUGAUCAGCAACCGCAAGGCCCGCAAGGCCCUUCCCGGCCCCGCAUCCCCAUCCCUUCUCGUAAUGCUCCUCGCCAACUCCACGCACCCGAUACGCCUACAAUAGCGCCCACCGUCACGGGCCAUCCUCCACAUCCUGCCCCGUCCCCGCACACAUAUGAAUUCUCCCUGUCUUCCGUGUCCUCGCCCUCGCCCACCGCUUCAUCAAUUGGUCCUAGUAACCGCCUUGCCAAGGAGAGGGCGGAGGAGGAGGCUGCGGAGAAGGCCGAGAGGGCAGCGGAAGAGAGGGCUAAGCAGAAAGCAGAUAAGAAGGCGUGGAAGGAGAAGGAGGCUGAGGAGAAGAGGAAGACCGAGGAGGAGGAGCGCACACGGAAGGAGAAGGAGAAGGAAGAGCAGCAACGGAGACGGAAGCAGGAGGAGGCGGAGAAGGCUCGCAAGGAGGCGGAGAAGGCCAAGAAGGAGACAGAACGGCUACGCAUGGAGAUUCGAGAGCGGUUACGCAAGGAGAAGGUCGCCGCCACGCGUGCAGAGUCGGAGAAGGGCGAAGUCGACGAGUCUGAGGCGACGCCUGCAUCUGAGGCUCAGGCUGAGGAGACUGCCGAGAUCCAGUACUCCAAGGACGAGCCGCAAGACACAGGAAGCCUCAGGAUCGACACUGCUGUGAGUGACGUGCCCAAGAAGCGACACCCUGGCCCUCUCGAAUCUUCCUCUACCCGCAAACAGGGCCAGCCCAUACCCUCCGCCCCGGCUAUCGUGACGGCACGUAUCACCGAAGACCUCGGAAGCGUUUCGUACCCUGAGAGUAUCAAGAGCCCGGAGGUCGAGCUCAACGUGAACGUCAAGCGCGGCAAGACCAGGUACGACCGUGACCGCUUGAUGGAGUUCAUGAAGAUCUGUAAGGACAGGCCAGACUACCUUCCGCCGCUUGACGCUAUCGCCCUCGAGUCCUCCGAGCAGGGCGCUGAUGUCUCAAUCAGCCACGAAUCCCAGCAGCACUCAUUGACUCCGAUGGUCCUGCCUCCCCUGAACUCCCCGUGUCAGCUGCAGAACCUUGGUUCAUCCAACUUCGAUGGCGCAGGUGGUCACCUCAUAAUUCAUGUAAGUCUCCGCAGACUAGGAAUGUACUGUGUCUAAUGCAGAUCACAGGACGCUGAUGAGCUAAGCGAUUCCUGGUCAACAAUUUCUGAUGAGGACAGUGCUUUCGACUGCUUAUCGGAUGUCGGCGACGACUGGUACGAUACGGCGGAGGCUAGCAUCUUG
Molecule: messenger RNA, 1932 nt
Organism: Rhodofomes roseus
Lineage: Eukaryota; Fungi; Basidiomycota; Agaricomycetes; Polyporales; Fomitopsidaceae
Exons: 3
Coding region: 169-1806 (545 amino acids)
Source: RefSeq, a predicted model, not a curated record